This is a messenger RNA of Arachis duranensis, 604 nucleotides long. RefSeq names its product protein PELPK1. Bases 69 to 386 code for a protein of 105 amino acids. NCBI's taxonomy places the organism in Eukaryota, Viridiplantae, Streptophyta, Magnoliopsida, Fabales, Fabaceae. The transcript has a single exon. The record is from RefSeq and is a predicted model, not a curated record.
CAAUUCACAAAAACAUUACUGCUACAAAAGCAUAUAUUCCAUAACAACCAUUUGAAUAGACUAGAAACAUGGCUUCUUUCACUUUCUCAUCACUCCUUCUACCAAUUCUGCUCCUUUCUUUCUCACUAAUGAUCACUGACAUUGCAGAGGCACGUAAUGCUCCCAAAGUGCAUGGCACUAAGAAACUGGAGCUGCCGCCUCUGCCGGAGCUGCCGCUUGUGCCGGUGGUGCCAUCACUGCUUCCUCCGCUCCCAAAGCUUGAUGUGCCAGUUUCAGGUGUGCCAAUUCCGGAACUGCCAAUUCCACCUGUGCCUGCUGUUCCUCUUCCUUCACUGCCUGUGCCUAUUCCUGCAAUUCCUAAGGCCAUUCCAACCACUACUCCAUGAAAUAACUAAAACUUCUAUUCUUUGCUCUUGAACUUGUAACUUAGUGGUUAAGUUUCCUGCAUCUAAAUUUGGGUUCUGCUUUCUACUCUUCCACUGCAUGUACUAUCUAUGUAUUGUUUAUAAUAUUGUUUGUGUGUGUAACUCUACGUGCCUCUCUUGUGGAUUCCUUUUGUAACUGUGUGUGUCCUUAAAUAACAAGUUAUCUUCAUUUUUUAGCA